Molecule: messenger RNA, 1830 nt
Organism: Menidia menidia (Atlantic silverside)
Lineage: Eukaryota; Metazoa; Chordata; Actinopteri; Atheriniformes; Atherinopsidae
Source: the annotation of a GenBank genome assembly
UGUUUGUGUGAACAUUUCCUCUUGAAUUUCUGUGGAACUGGUCCAUGUCAUUUAUUGAGCAGAGCCACUCCUCUGCAUUGGACUUUGAAACCAACACCGAGACCUGACUCAACAUAAAUACUGUACACGGUAUCUUAAAUCCGUCCGUGGUUUUUGACAAUCUCAUAGGAUAAGGCUUGAAAACUAAGGUGGAGAAAGAAAAGUCCCCUAAGAGAAGAUCUGAUAACAAAUUCAAGACUGCUGACAAAACAGAAAGAUAUGGCUGCCAUGUAUGGUCUGGAGCCGACGCAGCUGGUUUUGUUGUUACUGGGUGAGAAGAAAAGUGGGAAGAGUUCCGCUGGAAACAAAAUCCUGACCAGACAAGCCUUCAAGAAGAAAACCACCCGGAGCCAAAUGGAGAAAGGCACAGUCUUUGGAAUAGAGGCAAAUGAACAGGUGGCGGUGAUAGACACUCCGGGGUGGCUGACCCACACGAGUACUCCACACAAAGUGUCCCAGGAGCUCCUCAGAGCUCUGACUCUGUGCGGUCACUCCGGACCUCACGCCAUCCUGCUGGUGCUGCCCGGCCCCUCGGCCUUCGGACAGAGCGAGUGGAGAGCCAUGGAGGCUCAGCUCAGACUGCUUCAAACCCCCAUCUGGCACAGGGCCAUGGUCCUGUUCACCCAUGGUGACAAGUUAGGGCCUUAUUCCAUCCAGGAGCACAUAAGGCAUCAGGCCGGGACUCUUCGGUGGCUGCUGGACAGAUGUGGGAACAGGUAUCAGGUUCUGACCAGUCACCCCAGCGCGUCGCUGGUUCAGGUCGCAGAGCUCUUUCAAAAGAUUCAGAGGAUGGUGGCAGCUGUAAGGUUUCCCAGAGAGAUCCAGCAGCUGAGACCAGAUGUGAAUCCUGGGGGGGGGCAGAGGUUGAACGCAAGUAGAGAGGAUAUAGAACUCCUAGCGCUCAAUGGGAAUCCAAGACAACGGGAACGGCUGACCUCAGAAUGGCGACGUGACCCCAGAGGACUUGGAACAGGGCCAGGUGGCUCCCCGCCAGCUCUUAGCAUCAUCCUGCUGGGAAGGAGAAAAUCUGGAAAGAGCUCGGUAGGGAACAUGAUCCUGGAGAGAGCGGAAUUUAAGGUGGACUCCAAGACGAGCCAGUGCUCCGCGGGCCAGGCAGAAAUAUCGGGUUGGUCCGUAACGGUGGUGGACACCCCGGGCUGGAGCCUGUUUGGUAUGGCCGAUCCUGAGCAGGUCAGGAGGGAGAUGCACCGCAGCUUCUCGCUCUGUCCGCCGGGGAGCCGGGUCAGCUUCCUGCUGGCCGUUCCCAUAGACUCGUUCAGCGAGAGAGACAGGGCGGCCGUGGAGACGAACAUCAGCGUGCUGUCAGAGUCCGUUUGGAGUAGAACCCUGGUGUUGUUCACCUACGGGAACGCUCUGAGAGGAGGAGCCGUCGAGAAAUACAUCGAGAAGAAGGGAAAGCCUCUUCGGUGGUUGCUGGACAAAUGUGCUCAUAGACAUCAUGUGUGUGAUACAAACUCAGGUGGACGACCUCAAGUCCAUCGGCUCUUGGAGAUGCUGGAAAAAAUAUAGAAGCAGAGCAAACCCAGUAAACCUUGGUUCAUCCAGUGUCUUGCGUAUGUAAUCAGUUUGUGAACUAGUUUUUUUUUUUUUGCACCAUUCAGAUUUUCCCAUACAAAGUUUCAGCCUUUCAGUGUGAGAUUGUUUUUCAAGAAGUCUAUCUACUGUAAGUCUGAUUCUUUUAUUGGAAGCCUGAAAAAAAAACAGAAAAGUGUACGAAGUUCAAAAGUGUAUUUAUUCAGGUCACAUGCAAAGUAAAUCAGCGCUGGGCUC